UUUAUGCUAUCUCAAUAUAUCGUUUGAAUCAAACUGAAAUGUCCUCGUCACCUCUCACAAUGACAAUGGUCAGUGAAAUGAGCUAGACAUGUUAUGAAUUGUAGAUGUGAUUAUGUUCAGAUGCAUUAAUUGUCCAUAUAUUGCUUACCAUUACGGAGAAAUUGAGCAUCUGAUGAAGUUGCAUUUGAUCAAUGGCAUGAUUCAAAGUUAAAUAUAAAGCAGUUUGGUUCCUUUUUUAACCCUAAAAGAACAUUGUGUGUAUUAUUAUUUACUAUAAUGAUCACAAACUAUAAUAUACUAAGCAUUAAUGCUUCUGUAUUUAAAAAUAGAAAUGCAAUGCACUUUCAAAUGUAAACUGUGAUAUUCCAGAAGCUAAAGGCAUAAAUGCAUACGUGUCGAAAUAUUUUGAUGCUUUUCUUCACAGAUAAGAUUCCCUCUUGAUCUUAUCAAAUAAAGGUCUUCCAAUAGCAAUAACUAUCCAAACCGUUUUACAAGAAACAAAAAAGCACACAAUGGUUUCUUUCAAAAGCAGCUUCUUUCAGGCUUCAAUUCUACUGGUGAUGCUAUUCGUUGCACCUUCAUUAGCAAGGCUAAAUGUGAUGGUCAUGAAGGGUGUUAUUAAGGAUAUUUGUGGCAAGACACAGAAUACUUCUUUCUGCCUAGGGGUUCUUAAUCAAACUCCUGGUGCAAGUUCUGCAGAUCUUCCAGCCCCAACAAAGCACCAACUACUUGAGUCACAACGGCAGAUAUAUCUAUCAAGAAAAGAGAUGGGAAAAGAGAAAAAACAUGUGGCAGUGGACGAGUGGGACAGCUGGAACAGAUGGCAGCCACCUUCAAGCAUGAAUCACCAAGGGAAAUAAUGAAACAUGGCAUAGAAGUCGAGAGGAAGUUGGCAGGAGUGGAGGAAAAAGAGAAAAAAGCAGCUGAGCAGAAAAAGGGGGAUUAGGAAAGAAAAUUUAGAAAGGGAGUGGGGAGAGAGCAGGCCUCUUGGAAGCCGUGCAUGUGGUUGUGUUUGGUUGUAUUUUGUAUUUUGGUCACAUGGUAUCUCUGAACAUUCUGUAAUGGCAGUAAGAUGGAUAGAUACACUUUUGUAUUGAACUAUGAUUGUGAAUGACACAUUGAACAAAUGAAUGCAGAGUAUAUUCCCACUGAA
This is a messenger RNA of Mangifera indica (mango), 1153 nucleotides long. Its product is annotated as pectinesterase inhibitor. The record is from RefSeq and is a predicted model, not a curated record. The transcript is spliced from 3 exons. Lineage: Eukaryota; Viridiplantae; Streptophyta; Magnoliopsida; Sapindales; Anacardiaceae. The coding region runs from base 513 to 860 and encodes 115 amino acids.